Bursaphelenchus xylophilus (pine wood nematode) is the source of this 1989-nucleotide messenger RNA. The record is from the annotation of a GenBank genome assembly. Lineage: Eukaryota; Metazoa; Nematoda; Chromadorea; Rhabditida; Aphelenchoididae.
AUGUUGAGUUUCGAGGAAUUCGAUGAUAUUAUCUAUGAUGUGGAUGAAUAUUACCUUUAUUACUCGAUUCCGUUGUGCUUAUUGUAUUUUCGGAUUGUAUACAGUAUAUUCAACCAUUGUAUGCAUCAUAAUCUUCAUUUCCCAAUGUUCACGGGGAUUAAUGGAGUGCUGGUGAGAAUGGAGUUGGGCUUACAUUGUAGUAGACCAUCUGAAGUUGUAAUGGAAAGACUAGCUUAUUAUAGGACUCAUAAUUGACUUUAACGUAUUUUACUGCAUAAGCAAUCUAUCACUCUAUUUCGAGCCUUUAUAAUAAGAUAAAUUUGCUUACUACAAUAUAUGAUUUUCCUCAAAAAACCCAUAAAAAUCUGAAUUUCAGGACAUUUCACUCUUCUUCUUGGGGAAUUUCUUUUACCGCUGGCCUCAUGAGAUCAGAAGACCUCAGGGAAUCUACAAAUACUUUAAUGAGAACAGCCAUUUCAUUGGAGUUUUGUACUUUCUGAUGAGUGCUUUUCAUUAUUCACUGUUUCUUUCAACCCUAUUUAUGGCGUUCCAUGUAUUCUCACAUGUCUUGUUCAGAAAUCAUUGGCAUAAGGUGAGAAUUACAUAGAAAAAGAGACCUUGCAAAAUACGGGUGAAAAAACAGAAAUUAUCAUCAUAAAAUUUUUGAAAAAUGUGUGGACUACAGAUGCCAUAAAGAGCUCUGAUUUUUUUCAUAUUUUUCAAAUUUGGUUAUUUAUUCAAAAUGACCACAAAUACAGUCCAUAUUAAACUCAAAUUUUCAGUGGUGGAACAACAGUUUGCAUCGUUACGUUGCAAAAGUCUUCUUCAUCCCAGCGUUGAUGUUUCUUGACAUGGCUGUCUCUUCAGGGUACUUUCGUUAUAUCACCGACAAAGAAGAGUACUUCCUAAUGCUGUCCUCGCCAUUACCUCCAAUUAUGACCAGAAUUCGAGGACUCUUCUUCUUGACGGUUGUUCUGGCGCUGACUUUUAUUUUACUGCUUAUAACAGCUUUGGCUAUAACAAUUACUUUAAUUUUCACGAAACGGACGUUGGUAAAUCAUGAAUUGAGCAAUUAUGGAGUGGCAGGGGUCUUUGCAUCUUGUCGGUUGCUCUUCUUGUACUAUCAGGUAUGAAAAUCGAAGAAAAAAAGCUUUUUUUACCGAGUAUUUUACAGUAUCUGACCUUCGAAUUGCGCGCCACCGCUCAAAUGAAUCAACUUUUUAUCUUGGGCCGCAGUUUCCCCGUCUGGAAUGACGUCAUUUGUUUGAGUCCUGCCCUCUUGACACUCAUAAUUAGCAAACCCAUACGACGUCUGGCCUUCCCGGCCUUGUAUUGGAGAAAACAUCAAGUUCAUGUGGAAAAAAUGGAAGAAAAAGAAGAAAAAAUGGGCGAAGAAGAAGAAAAGGAAGAUGAAAAAGAUGGCUCAGAAUUGAAUAAAAAAGAAAAUGAAGAAGAAAACGAGGAAAAUAAAGAAGAAAAUGAAGAAAAAAUAGAAGAGAAAGAGGAAAAUGACCAAAAAAUUGAUAAGCAAGAAGAAAAUUGCCAAGAAAAUGAGGAAAAUAAUAGAAAUAAUGACGAUGAAAAUGCUCCAAUCUCCUCAGCAGACUUUGAAAUUGCCAGGAGAACUUCAAAAACGUCCGAUGUUAUCCAUCAAGAAAACCAUCAAAGUAAUGAUCAGCCUAUCACGGAUAACAUCGAAAACGUCGAGGACAGGGCGAAUUCUAGGACUAGCCAGCCUAUUAUUAAUAGAGAAGUAAGUAGAUCGUAUUUUAAACAGCUUCUUUAACAUUUAUAUUUAUUAUACAUGAAAUUUGAGUGAAAAAUCAAACUUUUACAAUUUCCCCUCUUCAGAUUCCAACAAUUCUCACUGAAAAUGAUGAAGAGAAGCCGGAACAUGCGUCAGGAAGCGUUACUCAACGACUGGACGAUCACAUCCAUCAUCAAAAUUUGGAAAAUGAUGAGAAAACAGUUAGAUUUGAUAUGAAAUAA